Messenger RNA from Nothobranchius furzeri (turquoise killifish), 7567 nucleotides. The record is from RefSeq and is a predicted model, not a curated record. NCBI's taxonomy places the organism in Eukaryota, Metazoa, Chordata, Actinopteri, Cyprinodontiformes, Nothobranchiidae.
UACUAAUAAAUGCUGACUCUAGCUAGCCAGUCAAGCUAACCUAGAAGGUGUGCUUCUGUUGCUUUGCUGUGUGACGAGGAUGCUUCUGUCUGUCUACACUGUAAAUAAAAGCUGGUUCAGUGAGGUUAAAGAUUGCAUCCACAGAUACAAUCACGCUGGAAUACCUGAACAAAACAAGUGCUCUGGGUUUCAGAGCCACUCCUAAACAUCAGAACAGUGGUCAGUAUAGCAUAUAGUCAUCUUCAGAGAUGAUGGACCGUUUAGACUUGGGAGUAAAAUCUUAAGCAUUUCUUUUAUUUGUCUCGUUUUGCAUGAGGGACAUUGUUUUUUUCAAGUGCAUGAGGAAAUGUUUUUAAGUUGACUGAUCCUCCCUGUUGGAUCAGUUCUGAGUUGACUUGUGUCAUCACUGAUGUCAGUCUCUGCUGUUGGUUUAUGCUGCGCCCAUUCUUUGUAGCAACUUUAUUCCUCUUUUUAAAACAGCACCCAACAACUUUUAUUGCAUUUUUGACGAAAACGAACAUUAUGUUAUGUUGCGGAGUACAAAGGUUUCCCUAAUAAGUUUUAUGAAGCCUUCGUGCAGUCUUAUCAAAACAGCUCCUCAAAUGUGUACUCUUACAACGGCGUGUCUGUUGUGGACCAGGUGCCGUUUUGGCUGCUUGUGUACCUUCAGAUGUUUGUAACCUGCUGCACGCUGGUAAAACAGGAACAACAGCAUCGAUGAGUCAGCAAAAAAGGUUGGUUCCUUUCAGUUAGAUAAGAUGAUACGUUAGUAGCUUGUUUUCUCACCUCAAAAUGUUUUAUUCAGUUUAGAGUUCUAAGUUGUGGUCUAAAACGAUCUAUUCUAAAAGUAAGUGUUCCCUCCACAAAGAAGAAAUAUGAGACAAAAAAAUAAGGAUUUGUUAAGAUACCAUUUAAGUUGUUUGGGUCUCAGGCCACUGUUUGUUUCUUUUUCUGCUUUUGAUCCCAUCUGAUCCUUCCGACGUUUUCUCCUUCUUCAGACUUUUUCCCUUUGCACUCAGUGUUUGUUUUGGAUAAUGGCGCCACACACGAGCAGCUGCACAACAUUGCCCAGGAGGUUUGGUCCACUUUUGACAGCGAAUGACGGUCAAACAAAUCAAAUGAAGGUUUCAUGUUUUUCAGCUUCCUUCUCCCAAUCAAAAAAAGCCCCCUAGACCAUCCUGGUGUGAGAAUCCUCUCCCAAGCUGCAACAACUGGGUUAACAAAUGAAAUAUAAGAAAAGCAUCUUUAUUGAAUAUCUCACUACAUUAUCCAUGUGUUUUUAUUAUUCUGUCUUUACCUUUUUAUAGCUCUAAGUUUAUCCUUUACUGUGCAAAACCAUGCAGAAAGGUCAGCCGCAUGCCCAAACAUUAGACUAAUGUGGGGUAUACUAAGGUCUCACUUGAUCUUUGACCCCUUUUAUAUAUUCCUGCUGCUUUUCCAAACCCCCCUUCCCCCUCUGACCACAAAGACACAGUCCUACACAAAGCUACGUGUCUUUGUCUACACUUUUAACCAGAAUCUAUGGCAUGAAACGUUCUAGUACUGACCUUUGUAUUUAUGUAUCUGCUGUAGUGCUGACACUUGUGGAUAUUUGCUCUCUUCCUGCUGCGUUUUACAUGUAAAUGUCUGCAGUUCCUGCUCAGCGCGGCUCUUGUCCCAACUUUUCUCCCACUGAGGCAGCAUGCUCUUAUCCCCUCCACAUGCUGGUCAGGGAUGACUUGUCAUGAACCUGCCAGGCAGACGGCGCGUGCACGGGUCUGUGUGUGCUCGAGCGUCUGUGGUUUUGAGGAAAAACGAAGAGUAACGGAGGGCGCUGCUCGAAAGAGGUACUACCCGCGCCCCACGAGAAGAAGAAGUACCCGGUGUGGAUUACAAAUUCCUCUCUGUAGAGGAAUUCCUGGAGUUGGAGAAAAGUGGAACCCUGUUGGAAAUAGGAACAUAUGAAGGUAACUAUUAUGGGACUCCCAAGCCACCGCUGCAGCCCCCCGGUGGGAAAGUGAUUAGCGGUGGUGGUGAUGCCCUACUGCCAGACGGGCUCAGCAGAAGCCUGCCGGGCUCACAGCACUCCACUCCUCGACGCGCCAAGUCCUACAAUGACAUGCAAAAUGCUGGAAUAGGGAUUGGUGAGCAGCUACAGGAGGACGACGAGGACCUCCCUGAUAUGAACAGCAGCUUUACAGGAGACUCUAGUGAAUUUGAAGACAUCCACCCGCCAGCGCGCCCCUUUGCCCUUCGCCAGAGUGACCUGUCCUACGGCGGCACGACCCCCUCACCAUCGGCCACCACGGAGAGCACACAGCAGACACACCCUCACCUGAGCCAUCCUCCCCCGGAGGACCCACUGGGACCUCUACCUGACAACUGGGAGAUGGCCUACACCGAGAACGGAGAGGUCUACUUCAUAGACCACAACACAAAAACCACCUCCUGGUUAGACCCUCGGUGCCUGGACAAACCUCAGAAACCCCUGGAAGAAUGUGAAGAUGAUGAAGGGGUGCAUACGGAGGAGCUGGAUAAUGAUCUAGAGCUUCCACCAGGAUGGGAGAAAAUAGAAGAUCCAGUUUACGGGGUCUACUAUGUUGAUCAUAUCAACAGGAAAACCCAGUAUGAGAACCCGGUGCUGGAGGCUAAGAAGCGCAGGCAACUGGAGCAGCAGCUGCCCCAGUUGCCUCAGCCCCAAAGCCAGCAGCCACCUGAAGGUGAGCGCUACAUCCGAGAGUGGAUCGAGGACUCGGCGUUGGCAGGGGCCCCGCUGGUCACUUAUGCUGCCAACCAUGAGACCUACAGAGACCCCCAAACGGGCCCCACCGUGCCCAGUGCCAUGGGACAAAAACGCGGGAAGCCUUUCUUCACUAGGAACCGGUCUGAGCUGAAUGGGACCUUCAUUAAUACCAAGCUGAAGAAGAGUCGCCGUGGGUUUGGUUUCACUGUUGUUGGAGGAGAUGAACCAGAUGAGUUCCUGCAGAUCAAAAGUCUGGUUCUGGAUGGACCUGCGGCCCUUGAUGGCAAGAUGGAAACAGGUGACGUGAUUGUGAGUGUUAACGACAUCUGCGUGCUGGGGUACACACAUGCCCAAGUUGUAAAGAUUUUUCAGUCGAUCCCCAUUGGUUCCAUGGUCAACUUGGAGCUGUGCCGUGGCUACCCAUUGCCUUUUGACCCCGAUGACCCAAACACCAGCUUGGUUACCUCGGUGGCUAUACUCGACAACAAAGAUCCCAUCAUCGUCAAUGGCCAGGAAGUGUCUAACAGUUACGACUCGCCAUCCAGCCACGGCAGUCAGAGCACCAACAAUGGCCCAACCAAUGGUGGGGCACCCCUCAAUGGCCUUCCCCGACCUCACAGCCCCUCUGCAGAGACAGCCUCUGACACCUCCUCCCAGCUCGGCUACUCCAGUGACGUAGUGACCCUGGCUUCGUCCAUCGCUACACAACCUGAACUCAUCACUGUACACAUGGAGAAAGGAGACAAGGGCUUUGGCUUCACCAUCGCAGACAGCCCCGGUGGCGGAGGGCAGCGGGUGAAGCAGAUCGUGGAUUACCCUCGGUGCCGCGGCCUCAGAGAGGGUGACAUCAUUGUGGAGGUGAACAAGAGAAACGUGCAGAGCAUGUCUCACAACCAGGUGGUGGAUCUGCUCAGCAAAUGCCCCAAAGGCAGCGAGGUCACCAUGCUGGUGCAGAGAGGAGUGGCACCUGCAAAGAAGAGCCCCAAACUGGAUGAUUUUGAACUGGCUCCUCCAUACAGAGAUUACACUAGGAUGCAAUUGUCAAGAAAGGACAGUCAGAACAGUUCCCAGCAUAGCGUUUCCAGCCAUCGGAGCGCCCACACAGACUCGCCCGUGCAUUCGUCCCUGGGACCCCCUCUCAGCGAGACCAGUGCUCCCCCGGCCCCCUCGCAGCCUCUGCCUGGCCUCCCAUCCCAGGACUCCCAAGGAGACGGGACCAUCCAGAGGAAACCGGACCCCUUUAAAAUCUGGGCCCAGUCCAGGAGCAUGUAUGAAAGUAGGCUUCCAGACUUCCAGGAGCAGGACAUAUUUCUGUGGAGGAAGGACACAGGGUUCGGCUUUAGGAUCCUCGGAGGCAACGAGCCGGGAGAACCCAUCUACAUCGGCCACAUAGUGAAGUACGGCGCUGCAGACGAAGGUGGGCGCCUUCGAUCCGGAGAUGAACUGAUAUGUGUGGAUGGCACAGAGGUGGUGGGCAAGUCACACCAGCUGGUGGUGCAGCUGAUGCAGCAGGCUGCCAAGCAAGGACACGUUAAUCUCACUGUGAGACGCAAAACCAGCUACGCAGUUAAAGCAGAAGGAGAUGUGCCUCCGUCGCCUGCUUCCUCUCACCACAGCAGCACCCAGGCGCCCAGCCUGACGGAGGACAUGGGGAGACGCACCCUGCAGGGCAGCCAGAAUUCACUCAACACCGUCAGCUCCGGCAGCGGCUCUACGUCCGGUAUCGGCAGCGGAGGAGGAGGAGGAGCCGGGGUGGGGCUGAGCGGGAACUCCGUGGUUGCCGCUACAGCCGCCAACUCCUCCUUCUCCCAGCCUCCCAACACCAACUCCACCGGCGCCUCCUCUGCUUUGCAGCCCUAUGACGUGGAGAUCCGACGUGGCGAGAACGAGGGAUUUGGUUUCGUCAUCGUCUCAUCGGUGUCUCGGCCCGAAGCAGGCACCACCUUCGCUGGAAAUGCAUGUGUGGCCAUGCCUCACAAAAUAGGGCGCAUCAUUGAGGGGAGCCCAGCGGACCGCUGUGGGAAGCUGAAGGUCGGCGACCGCAUCCUGGCUGUUAACGGAUGCUCCAUCACUAACAAGUCCCACUCUGACAUCGUCAAUCUGAUCAAGGAGGCUGGGAACACUGUCACUCUACGCAUCAUUCCCGGGGAUGAGUCAUCGAAUGCAUCUUUGUUGACAAAUGCUGAGAAGAUUGCCACCAUCACCACCACUCACACACCUCAGCAACAGGCUGCAACUGAGGCCAGGACCAACACCAAACCAAAACAGGAGUCUUAUGAAUUUAAAGCACCACAAGGCACCCCUCCCCAGCCCCUCACCCAGACAGACUCUGCUCAGGAUUCUGAGUUCUACUCGGUGGACCUGGACCGGGACAACAAAGGCUUCGGCUUCAGCCUGCGGGGAGGCAGAGAGUACAACAUGGACCUGUACGUGCUGAGGCUGGCUGAGGACGGAGCAGCUGUGCGCAACGGAAAAAUGAGGGUAGGCGAUGAAAUCCUGGAGAUAAACGGCGAGAGCACUAAGGGCAUGAAGCACGCGCGAGCUAUCGAGCUCAUCAAGAACGGAGGCCGACGCGUCCAUCUGGUGCUCAAGAGGGGUGACGGCUCCGUGCCUGAAUAUGACGGCAAUCCCAACGACGUCAUCACAACCAGCUCAGCCACAGGGAUACAAAACGCUGCGGAAGUGAGCGCCCUGCCCCAGACCGACACACCAUCAGAGUCAAGCUACCCACCCGAACCCCAGCAGUCAUCCCGAAGCAGGCCGGAACCGAGUCGCCGGACUCAUGAUACUGGCAGAAAACAUCGUUCCCACCACCGCCACCACUCCCCCAACAAAACAAGCACUGGAAGACACAGGGGGAAGAUGUCCACUGGUCCCAAGCAGUUGAAGAAGGAUGGCAGUCAUGGCCACCACCACCACCAUUCCAGCAGCCGCCACCGUAGUCGCCACCGUUCGCCUAACAAGGGGCACAGCCGGUCGCGCAGUGCAGACAACACCCUGGAUCACAAGAGUAGGGGGCACCAGCGAGGCCGCUCUCCAGAUCGGAGGCACGGUCAGCACUCCUCCAACCAUCGCCAUCGCUCGCCGCACCGCUCUCCUAGACGCUCACCGUACCGCUCUCCUAGACGCUCACCGUACCGCCACAGGUCCCCCCACCGUUCUCGGUACAACUCCCCCACUAGACGUCGGCACCACUCCUCAGAUCCCUACCGGUAUGACACUCCAGAGGGACAGGCCCGCAGCAAUGAGAAGCCCAGCAACACUGAGAACAGGUAUGAUUAUGAUCCAGUGAAGACCCCUGAACCCAGCUACCCUUUUGAGGAUGGCAUCCUUCGAGAGUCCUCAGCCCUGGACCGCCUGAACAGGGAACCCAUGUUGCCAUCACUGCGGAGAGAGGAUCGCCAAUAUGGGGAGAACAGUCUGCUGAGAAGUUCCUCCAUGGAGAGGAACUACAGAGCGGACAGGGUGCUGAGAGGCAUGCCAUCACGUGAUCAGGCAGACACUUAUAAAGACAACACCCUGCCUAGAGUCCGCACCCCAGACUUCAAUUCAGCCUACCUGAAGUACAGCUCUCUGCUCAGGGCUCGCACACCUGACUCAACGGAUAGGGUGGACUACCUUGCCAGCAGAGGAAACACCCCUGACCUCCAGUACCGGUCCCGAAGCCUGGGACGAAACAUCUCCCCAGUCAGGUUCAAAGAGGACCAUUCUGAGGAUGAAGAGGACGAUGACGAUUUUGUAGCGGCUAAAGUUAAAGAAUACUACAGCACGCUCAAGUCCAAUAAGAGUCAGCCGUCUAAGCCCACGUUUCCUGAGCCCAAGAAGACCUACAAGGAUAAUCCCAAAGACCUGAGCAUCUGAUUGGACAGCUGUCAGCCAAUCACAAAAACUACCCACAUAACACCUCAAGUACUCACUUCCAUUACCACUGGGUUCCACAAGAAUACAAGUACUUAUGUAACACACACACACACACACACACACACACACACACACACACACACACACACACACACACACACACACACACACACACCAUUUAUGCACCCAUACACUAAUUAUGUAACAAUAUUGAGUUACUAACAACAGUGAUUCCAAAAUGACUUUUGAAAGAUGUAUUUUUCUUUUUUAUUGUAUGUUUUCUUUCUUUUCUUGUUUGAAUUUAAACAUUCUACAUUUAAAAACUUUUCCAGAAAAUAUAAAAUUGAAGGAAAAAAAAUCAAUGAUGUGCCUAAGAGUUCCAUUAACAAGCAGCGUUUUGGUCUUAAUUUGAUACACAGCGGGCGUUUUGUUGCCCCGCUGUCAGACGAUGAAAUGUAUGUACUUUUCCAUGAUGAUUCCAUGGGAAGUACCGCUGCCGGUGCUCCCAGCGAUGCUGUGCAUGUCUUUACCGGUUUCAGUGUCUCUUUCUCCAUCUCUCCUGUCUUUGUUCUUACUCUAUUCUCUCUCUCUCUCUCUCUCUCUCUCUCUCUCUCUCUCUCUCGCUCUCGCUCUCUCUCUCUCUUUCCUUCCAGUGCCACUGUUUUUUAAACAUUUGACCAGACUAUAGCACAAGCCUGCAUUCGUUUGUACAUUUUUGACAGUUUGCAGUAUGUGUACAUUCAGAGGUGAUCAUUUUAAAAUGAAUGAAAGGAAGAUAAAAGGUUAAUCUAUGAUGAUGAUGAUGUUAAAAUAAAAUAAUAUAUUCAACAAAUGCACAUUUGAGGUUCAUUAUUUUGGUUUGUUUGCUCAACCUUUUUUUUUUUUUUUAGAAUUUAAACUUUGCUCUUGGUCAUGCUGAAUCCAGUCCAUUUGCUGAGACUUCAUCAUGGUGCAUGAAUCUGGGUCAAAAGUGAGCUGUUAAUG